AUGCUGAACCGGGAUGUGCUGUGGGGCUUAAGCCCUGCUGCAAUAGGCUCAUGUAAAUAUUGUAACAGAGAGUACACCCCUGAAGUUGCAGAUAAGCUCAUCCUUCUUAGUACGCUGGUUUCUUGCCCCCGUGGCCAACAAGCUGAAGCACAGCUUAUUGCCUCCUUAGGGACCAAGUUAGUAGCGUAUAGAAUCGCCACGCUUCACAAUAAGCUUCGAUCGCUUCAUCUAAAGCAGACUGUCUCAACACUAUCCUCUGAAGAUGAAAGCAAAUUGGGUAGCCUGAUUUUCAAGAUUGGCAUGGAGAAACAGCUGCUUCAAGCCACCCUUGUGACCCUCUUUGAACGGACAGUGACAGAGAUUAUUCAUAGAUACGACUUUAGUUCUAAGACUCUUCCUGUCUUUGGGCUCAAGGUAUUACACGCAGUCGUGGAGAACAUUAAGCACGCAGGCGUUUCCUUGCCCAUUUCCUCUCUUGAUCUUAUGCUAGAGUUGACGAUUCUCUCUAAAGCCUCAGCGCAUGUGGCACUAUUGCCCGUGCUGUUUGACUUUAUCCGCAUCUCGUUCUCCACAAGCCAGCGCGAUAAUUCAGUGCUUCACGAAGUCCAAGCAAAGCUUACAUCACAAUAUGUUGAGCUGCUCCCCUCUUCUCAAAGCUCAAUCAAAUCCUUUGCCAGUACACUAUUUCUUGUACUGGCGGUAGCGGAGGAGCUCCCAUUAGGAGCAUCAGUCUUUUAUUCUCUAACGUCUGUCCUGGACUCGACCAGUUUGGAUAACUUUCUUCAGUCUCUUUCACGAGGCCCCGCUGAGCUCGUUAACAAAGAAACAAUAAGGUGCCUCACUGACUGCAUGCUGCUGAUAGAAGUCAUGGUUCUCAGCAUGCUAUUUUACAUGAAGGAACUUUCGAGCCUAACCUCUCCUCAUGCUGAUGUGCCGCACACCAAGCCUAGCAUUCCGUGCUUCAUUCAGAAAUAUCUACGAGACUGUCGCCAACUAUCUUCCAGAUUUACAUAUUAUGUUCAGAUGGCCAUCCGCGGAAUGACAGACAAUCCACACAUCUUUAGAUACGUGAAUACAGAGGAACACGUUGAUUUGUCAUCGGGCAAGAUACACGUCAGCGAGCCAGAGGAUACAACUACCAACUUAUAUAGCGAUCUGUGUGCUGGAGUUUUCAGUGAGCAUGGAUUUAUUUCCAGCCGAGACAUCUACCACAUUGCAUCCUGGUCCUUUGUCAUCUCCUCUGCUGAGCUCUUUUGGAGUACCUCUCAGCUGAUAAGCAGUCAAUCGUUGAGCCUAGUUAAGACACACAUGCUCACUAAAGACAUCACCACAAUGGUAUGUACCCUUGCACCAAUAUUCCACAAAGAAGUUAUCGGUUCGUGCAGGACAUCAUUUCAAAGCCUAAUUGCACAUUUGGCUAGACACCCAUGCAACCACCAAGAAGCGGAAUCAUCUCGUAUUGUUCUAACCGCUAUCAACAGAACUCUUCUCAGCUUGAUAGGAAGCCAACAGGUACCUAUUUCCCGCGGCGGAGGCUCUCUACCAUCACUUAUUUUGAGCUAUGUUAACGGUAUUGUCUCACAACUUCAGCAAAAGUAUGCCUCCAACGAUAUAAUAGCUUACGAGUUUCUUGCGCAGAGCACCCUUGCUCCAGAUAGCGUCGACAACAGCUUUGCCUCCAAAUCACCGAAUGACCCUGUAGCUACCAGAGAGGAUAAGGGACAUAGACAACGUGCGCUUCGUGGACAAGGACCCAACUUGCUCCAGGAAGAUUGGUAUCUGUAUUUGAACAAAUCGGUAGGUAGUAUUCUCAACGCUCUCUUGCGGAACCUGGCCACUCUCAGGCUAUUAGGACAUGAAUCAGAUCUUCGGUCUGGGCUUCACUCCAUGCUUGUUCUCCACGUAUUGUUGUUGGAGGCCACUACGCCAUUUGAGUUCAGAAUUUUCUCUAGAAUAGCAGGGGAAGUAAUUGUGCUGUUAGAAAGAUAUGGAUCUAAGCACUACUUAUUUAGAUGCGCGGCAUUCUCUGCACUGAUGGGACUCGCAACGAGGGUUGCCAGGCAAACAUCGAAACACCAGAAGCGGUACCACAUCGAGGAUCUCUUUCUUAGCAGAGUAUUCCGUAGCAGUACAUACAUAGUGAGGUCAGAUCCUGGGCUCUUCGCCCUUCUUCAAAUUCUUGCUAGCUGUGCUCCUUCACACACAACGGCCUCCUUUUUGCGAUCCUCUCACCCACACGUACUAUCCACAGUCAUUACAUGUCUUUCUUCUCCAAAUAUUCACCUUCGUGUUUCAGCUGCACGGGCCACAUCGCCCAUUUUCGGCACGGGAUCCAGCGCCCUGUCAUGCCUCUUCACUGAACUGGAGUCUGUGCGAUCCAUAACUCUCAAUAGUUUGCAUGGAAUCAUCUUUGCGUGCCGUGUGCUCAUUCGGCCCUACACACCUUUUAAAGAGGGUAGGGGCUAUCCCCUGUUGGAUUCCAUUAAAGUAAUAGCAAGUGCAAGCGAGCUGGCAGCAUGUAGAUCAGUGAUAGAAGCCUUUCUUUCUCAAUAUGCAACGGGGCUACAAGUCCUAGCAAACGCCAAACUGUGCAUCUCUGAACUGAAUGGAAUAAUCGCUGACCUCGCCUAA
This is a messenger RNA of Giardia duodenalis, 2631 nucleotides long. RefSeq lists its product as uncharacterized. NCBI's taxonomy places the organism in Eukaryota, Fornicata, Diplomonadida, Hexamitidae. The transcript has a single exon. The coding region runs from base 1 to 2631 and encodes 876 amino acids. The record is from RefSeq and is a predicted model, not a curated record.